Messenger RNA from Nannizzia gypsea CBS 118893, 1971 nucleotides. RefSeq names its product exocyst complex component exo84. Bases 1 to 1971 code for a protein of 656 amino acids. Lineage: Eukaryota; Fungi; Ascomycota; Eurotiomycetes; Onygenales; Arthrodermataceae. The transcript has 3 exons. Gene Ontology annotation, cellular component: exocyst. Gene Ontology annotation, biological process: exocytosis; Golgi to plasma membrane transport; intracellular protein localization. The record is from RefSeq and is a predicted model, not a curated record.
AUGGAUGUGAAGGGCCUCACCCUUCGAAGCAAAGCUUCCCGCCGCCGCCCCAAGAUCAGUGCGCCGCAGCCUAUUACGAACCAUAACAGCGCCGCCGCGCCAGCAGCAGGACGGCCUCCGGAAGCCAGACACCACCCACAGCCCAGUGAUGCUACUUCAGAUCUUGUUAAGCGAAGAUACUCUGCGAAAUUUAAUACUCUCCCGGGUAUUGAUUCGGAAGCCCCUCCAGUCCCUAGCCUCCCUAGCGCCCCCAUAGACCACUUUGCCUCUGAUAGGGAGCCCACGUCCGCGGGGGGAGCACAACCAAUUCGGGUGGACGCGAAUGCGUUGAGAAAUCCAAACCUACCGAUUGAGAGCUAUGUAACCGGGCUGUUAGAACAUGCUUCAGAACAGGAUAUACGAGACUUUCAGAGUGACCUACGGAAGCUAAAGAGCAAAACCUCCUCCGACCUACAGCAGAGCGUAUACCAGAACCGCACUCAGUUUAUAAAGAUCAGCAAGGAAGCCGAAAAGCUAAGAGAGGAGAUGAGCACUCUUCGCGGCCUGAUGUCCGAGCUUACCACCACUCUCGGCCAGGCAAAUGCAACCAAUGGAGCAAAUGGUGCGCAACCUGGGUUUGAGGAUGCGCCAACUCGAAGGCACGCGCACCGGAGCUCCAUUGCCAAUUUGGAGAGUAUGUGGAAUGUCCAGCUGCAGCAGUUGUGGAAAAAUGUCGAACGGUCUCAAAAGUACCUUCCAGCAACCCCUGGACGGCACAUCGUCAUGGAAUCGAGUCAGUGGGUUGAGCUUGAUUCUGCUACAUGGAAGCCAAGGCGUCCUGUCCAUAUUGUCCUUCUCAACGACCAUCUGCUCAUUGCUGCGAAGAAAAGAAAGCGGGUGGACCCAAACAUCGCUAAUGGGAAAUCUGUUUCCGUUCCAACAAAACUAGUAGCGGAAGAAUGCUGGCCACUACAGGAUAUUGACAUGAUUGAUCUCGGCUCCGGCUUAAAUUCCGGUGAAGACAUGGAUGAACGUGGCGUGCCAAAUGCUAUUAACAUUCGAUAUGGCCAAAGCUCUUUUACUUAUCGCCAUGACCAGCGAAACAACAAGGUGAAAAACGAGCUGGUCAUGACCUUUCGUAAGACCCUUGAAGAACUCCGUAAAAGUCUAAAAUCGGAGGCGGAGGUUGCCGCCAAAUCUAGGGAGGCACUCAUGAACAGCAGCCGGCCUGCAUCUCGCCGACAUUCUGAGUUUCUAGAUACCAUGGACCCUCGUGACAAGUUAGAAGUUUUGAUUGAUGUCGAUGGCAAACAACAAAAUAUGAGAUGGGUGGAAGGACAACUCGAUGAACUUGACAUUGACAUCGCUAUUCAGGUGUUUGAAACGGCGGUUUCCCGCGUGGAGAAGCUUCGAAAACUUGCAAAAGGGUUGAAAGGAAACCAAACUGCCCAGGAAGCUAUUAACUCUGGGGUAGAUUCCAGAGCAAACAAACUUGCUGAUAUUCUUCUUCGAGCCCUUGUUGAUACUAACUCUUUUAUGAACGCUACAAAGACGAAUGUUGCCUGGUUGACUCGGCUAGGUUAUGACGAUCGAGCUCGGGAAGCUUAUCUCAAUGCCAGGAGUCAAAUUAUAACUAAACGUGCGAGGCACUGUGUUUUUGAAGGCGACCUACUAUUAUAUAUAUUCCAAAUUUCGUUUGUCUACUUCACCAUGAUAAGAAACACGAUCGCCAUUUAUCAGCAGUGUUUCCCGUCGCCCAUGUCCAGUGCUAGCAUUAAAUGGGGCAAGGAUCACCUGGACGACUUUAACGCCACGCUAAGUCGCCAGCUUAGCAGUGUCGAGCCCAGCAACCCCGUGUGGGAGAAAUGCAUGGAGAUAGUAUACCAACAUGCCAGCUCACUUUCGGAAGUGGGAGUGGAUUUUAAAGAUAUGAUCCGUGUUGAAGGCCUCAUCGUCAAAUCCCCGGAUAGUACACCAAUAGAGUCAGCUUGA